Colletotrichum godetiae is the source of this 1400-nucleotide messenger RNA. Its product is annotated as methionine aminopeptidase 2-like protein. The transcript has a single exon. Gene Ontology annotation, cellular component: cytoplasm. Gene Ontology annotation, molecular function: metalloaminopeptidase activity. The record is from RefSeq and is a predicted model, not a curated record. Gene Ontology annotation, biological process: proteolysis. The coding region runs from base 93 to 1256 and encodes 387 amino acids. NCBI's taxonomy places the organism in Eukaryota, Fungi, Ascomycota, Sordariomycetes, Glomerellales, Glomerellaceae.
CCACAGAAGCUUUGAAGAAGCUCAACGGUAUGGCGCUCAUCGCCUUAGCUAUCAGCUAUUCGCCCGUCAAGUCCGGAUCCCUAGGCUAAUCAAUGAUUUUUUUUCCAACAGUGGGAGAGCCUGCGACGAACGGCAAGGCAGCGAAGCCCGCGGAGGGAAAUGGGGUCGACCACGACAGUGACGAUUCGGAUGAGGAGGGCGAGGAUGUGACGGCACCCGCCGCCGGCGGAGCGGCCAAGAAGAAGAAGAAGAACAAAAAGAAGAAGAAGAAGAAGUCCCCGACCGCCCAGUCCGACCCGCCGCGCGUGCUCAUGUCUUCGCUAUUCCCCCAAAAGAACUAUCCCAAGGGCCAGGAGGAGGAGUACCGCGACGAGAACCUCUACCGCACGACGAACGAGGAGAAGCGCCACCUCGACAACCUCAACAACGACUUCUUGACAGACUACCGCGAGGCCGCCGAGAUCCAUCGCCAGGUCCGUCAAUGGGCGCAGAAGAACAUCAAGCCCGGCCAGACCCUGACUGAGAUUGCCGAGGGCAUCGAGGACGGCGUGCGUGCGCUAACGGGACACCCGGGUCUCGAGGAGGGCGAUGCGUACAAGGGCGGCAUGGGCUUCCCGUGCGGCCUGUCCCUCAACCACUGCGCGGCGCAUUACACGCCCAACGCCGGUAACAAGAUGGUGCUCUCGCAGGAGGACGUCAUGAAGGUCGACUUUGGCGUGCACGUCAACGGACGCAUCGUCGACAGCGCCUUUACCAUGGCCUUUGAGCCGCAAUACGACAACCUCCUCGCGGCCGUCAAGGACGCGACCAACGCCGGUGUCAAGGAGGCCGGCAUCGACGUCCGCGUGGGCGACGUCGGCGGCGUCAUCCAGGAGGUCAUGGAGAGCUACGAGUGCGAGAUUGACGGCGUGACGUACCCCGUCAAGUCGAUCCGCAACCUCAACGGUCACACGAUUGAGCGCUGGAGCAUCCACGGCACCAAGAGUGUGCCCAUUGUCAAGAGCAACGACACGACAAAGAUGGAGGAGGGUGAUGUCUUCGCCGUCGAGACGUUUGGCAGUACGGGUAACGGAUACGUCAGGGAAGAUAUGGAGGUGUCUCACUACGCCAAGCGUGGAGAGGGCCAUGCGGCGCUCCGGUUAGAUUCGGCCAAGAGGCUGCUGAACGUCAUCAACAAGAACUUUGGCACCCUGCCUUUCUGCCGGCGUUAUCUGGACCGUCUAGGACAGGACAAGUAUCUCCUUGGUGUAAGUUGACAUCUCAACCGUUUACUGAAGACUAUGCGCUGACAAAUAACAGUUGAACAACCUUGUUGCCAGCGGCAUCGUCGAGGCUUACCCGCCCUUGUGUGAUAAGAAGGGCUCCUACACUGCUCAGUUCGAGCACGUAAGUAAACACUU